AUCAAGAUCAAUCUGUGAAUCACUCUGAGUGUUUUCUGUGCAAGAAACAGCUAAUCUCCAGAUUCUUCAGCUUAGAAAAGAGAUGAUGUCUGAGGAUUGUUUGUGUCUUGUCCAAUGCAGAAAUGUGUGGAGGCAGGAGAAAGCAUGAAGUGGAACUAUUCAGUAAUGAGUCUGAAAGACGUAGAAAGAUGAUGAGGAACCAUACUUUUGGUCUGACACAAAUGAUUGAGGAGAGUGGGAAGAGGAGGAGGACAAUGGCAGAGAAGAGACAGCUGUUCAUGGAAUUGAGAGCACAGAAUUUCGAUGUCAUCAGACUUUCAACGUAUCGAACAGCCUGUAAACUGCGGUUUGUACAAAAGAGAUGUAAUCUUCAUCUUGUUGAUAUCUGGAAUAUGAUUGAAGCCUUCCGAGAUAAUGGCCUUAACACUUUGGAUCAUAACACAGAGAUCAACGUGUCUCGACUAGAAACAAUCAUUUCAUCCAUCUACUACCAGCUAAACAAACGCCUUCCUUCUACUCACCAAAUCAGUGUAGAGCAAUCCAUCAGCCUCCUCCUCAACUUCAUGAUAGCAGCAUAUGACAGUGAGGGCCAUGGGAAGCUGACGGUGUUUUCAGUGAAAGCGAUGUUAGCAACGAUGUGUGGUGGUAAAAUACUGGACAAACUAAGAUAUAUUUUCUCUCAAAUAUCAGACUCAAAUGGACUAAUGAUAUUUACAAAAUUUGAUCAGUUUUUGAAAGAAGUUCUAAAACUCCCAACAGCUGUGUUUGAGGGGCCUUCUUUUGGAUACACGGAGCAUUCUGUACGGACCUGUUUCCCACAACAAAAAAAGAUCAUGCUAAACAUGUUUUUAGACACAUUGAUGGCUGAUCCACCUCCUCAGUGCCUUGUGUGGCUGCCUCUUGUGCACAGACUUGCCCAUGUUGAAAAUGUCUUCCAUCCCGUGGAAUGUUCGUACUGCCGCUGUGAGAGCAUGAUGGGUUUCCGGUACCGAUGCCAGCAGUGCCACAAUUACCAGCUCUGUCAAAACUGUUUCUGGCGUGGCCAUGCAAAUGGUCCUCACAGCAACCAGCACCAGAUGAAGGAGCAUUCCUCUUGGAAAUCACCUGCAAAGAAGCUGAGCCAUGCAAUUAGUAAAUCACUUGGUUGUGUACCAAGCAGAGAACCACCUCGGCCCAUGUUCCCUGAGCAGCCAGAAAAGCCCCUUGAUCUGGCACAUAUAGUUCCUCCUCGGCCUCUGACUAACAUGAAUGACACCAUGGUGACCCACAUGUCCUCUGGAGCACCUACACCAACAAAAAGGAGGUUACAGUGCAUCCCGGAGGCUGCCGGCCGAGUAGCUGACGAGCAUGCACUGAUCGCGAGCUACGUGACCCGACUGCAGAGCGGUGCACGCAGUGUCCUGGACAGCCCCGGCCGGCUGGACGAGGAGCACAGGCUGAUCGCCAGGUACGCCGCCCGGCUGGCCGCCGAAGCUGGGAAUGCACCUCGCCCACCAGCAGACCUGGGAUUCAGCUUUGAUGCCAACAAACAGCAAAGGCAGCUGAUAGCAGAGCUGGAAAACAAAAACAGAGAGAUACUCCAAGAAAUUCAGCGUCUCAGGCUGGAACAUGAACAAGCCUCUCAACCCACCCCGGAGAAAGCCCAGCAGAACCCAACUUUGUUGGCUGAGCUCCGGCUCCUACGGCAGAGAAAAGAUGAGCUGGAGCAGAGGAUGUCAGCACUGCAGGAGAGCAGGAGAGAGCUGAUGGUGCAGCUGGAAGGGCUGAUGAAGCUGCUCAAAGAAGAAGAGCAAAAGCAGGCAGCGCAAGCAGCAGGCUCAGCGCACUCCUCGCCCACCCACGGUGCCGGCCACCCCAUGCCCAUGCCUGUCAGAUCCACCUCCGCCGGCUCCACCCCCACCCACGGCCCACAGGACACGCUGGCAGGUCUCAGGGGAGAUGUGCAGGAAGCUUUCACACAAGGUACGAGGAGGAACCUCCGCAAUGACCUGCUGGUAGCGGCCGAUUCCAUCACCAACACCAUGUCAUCGCUGGUGAAGGAGCUUCAUUCUGCAGAGGAAGAAGAUGAAGAGGAAACAGAGAAAAUGCAGAACGGGAAGGAGCAAGGUUAAGGACGGCUGUGGAUGGCACCGUUGUUCAGAUCUUGCCUCUUCUGGGGGAAUAGCAGCCAGCACCAGCCUCGCCUUGGCUUGCAAAGUCAAGUGUGGACCUUGGGACCAUGGUGUCCUGGUGUCAUUUACUCAGGAGCUCGGGUUUCCUCUGUUUCGUGGGUUGUCUGAGGUCCAAGGUGAGGAGCUCUGAGCCCAGCAGGGCAUUCUAUGGUCAUGGACAGGGGAUGGUGCUGGAAGCUUGGUCCCCUCAAAAGUUGCCGGGGAUGUCCCCAGGGAUGCACAGUUCCCAAGCAGAAGAUUCAGGAGGUCCCAAUGCAGGAGCUUGACUCAUCUUCUGCAAACAUGCAGGAGCGGGUCUCCAAAGCUCAUGCUGAUGGCACAUUGUGUGUUUCUGUGACAGAUUUAAGCUGAAAGAGGGGAGAUUUAGGUGAGACAUUAAGAAGAAAUAAUUUGCCAUGAGGGUGGUGAGACACUGGCCCAGGUUGCCCAGAGCAGCUGUGGCUGCCCCAUCCCUGGCAGUGUUGAAGACCCGGUUGGAUGGGGCUUGGAGCAACCUGGUGUAAUGGGAGGUGUCCCUGCCCAUGGCAGGGAGUUGGGACUAGAUGCUCUUUAAGGUCCCUCCAACCCAAGCCGUUUGAUGACUCUGUGAUUGGCUGAUUCCCACGGCACAGGUGUGAAGUUUCACCCCGUCCUCAGGCAGAGACACGUUCCAGCUGACACAUCCACCAUCUUGCAACUGCAGCCGAGCUCAACCACCUGCUGAUGAGAGCGGCUUCCUCCCAACCACCCAGAGAGGAUGGUCCCCACCAGCACUUGCCUCUUAGGUCAUUGCAUGUCCCGUUCCACGUGUUUACUAAUGAGGAUCAGGCAGUGCCCCAUCAAACUCACCAAUUUAUGGGGAGAAAAAAGAAAAAGAAAAAA
Messenger RNA from Apus apus (common swift), 3032 nucleotides. It is a transcript of the gene DTNB, whose product is annotated as dystrobrevin beta. The record is from RefSeq and is a predicted model, not a curated record. The coding region runs from base 123 to 2111 and encodes 662 amino acids. Gene Ontology annotation, molecular function: zinc ion binding. Lineage: Eukaryota; Metazoa; Chordata; Aves; Apodiformes; Apodidae. Gene Ontology annotation, biological process: synaptic signaling. The transcript is spliced from 21 exons. Gene Ontology annotation, cellular component: synapse; plasma membrane.